AUGGGGAACGAUGUCAGCCCAGGAAAGGUUCAAGGAAAGCAGUCAGCGGUAGAACAGGAGAGCCUGAUGAUGGAGCUGACAAGGCUGGUGCAGAAAACAGUGAAGGAGAGCAGCUGGUGGGAAAGGAGAGGAAUAGACUGCACCAUUCUGGCUGCUGCCUUUCUCACACUACCUGCCGCUUUUUUGCUGCUCAGUUUGAACCAGAUCCUGCCGUUUGCUUUGGGGAUGUUACUCAUGGGGGUUGCCCAUGCUAUCAUCACUGUCAAAGGCACACACCUGGCCAGCCAUGGAGCACUCAGCGAAUCCCAGGCCUGGGGAGAGUUCUGGGCCAUAUUCUUCAUUGAGGUGUGUGGUUCGUUCACAGCAAGGGCUGGCGUUCAAGCCCAUAUAAAGAUGCACCAUGCUCACACUAAUGUGAUCGGUCUGGGGGAUUCCAGCACGUGGAAAAUCCCGUUCCUGCCUCGUAGCGUGUACCUGUUCAUCGCCCCACUCGCCGUGCCCAUCAUCACCCCACUGGUGGCCCUGGGCCAGCUGAAGGGCCAGUCUUUGGCCCAGGUUAUUCGGACCAUGUUCCUGGUGAUACUGGGGCUGUACUCUCAGUACUGGCUGCUGAUACAUGUGUCUGGUUUCCAGUCGGCCCACGCCGCCCUGCUGUGCAUGCUAGUCUGCAGAGCCAUGUUCUCUUUGCCCUACAUUCACGUCAACAUCUUCCAGCACAUUGGCUUGCCCAUGUUCUCUCCAACCCGCCGGCCCAAACGGAUCUACCAGAUGACCCACGGUGUCCUGAACCUGCCGCGGAACCCUCUGCUGGACUGGACGUUUGGUCACUCACUCAUCAACUGCCAUGUGGAGCACCAUCUCUUCCCUUUCCUGUCAGACAACAUGUGUCUAAAGGUGAAGCCCAUCGUGUCCAGGUAUCUGAAGGAGAAAAAGCUCCCAUACCAGGAGGACAGCUACCUCUCCCGUCUGCGCCUUUUCUUCCAUAAAUACCAGGAGCUCAUGGUCUAUGCUCCUCCCAUCACUGAACUGGUGGGGGUGCAGUGA
Chanos chanos (milkfish) is the source of this 1044-nucleotide messenger RNA. It is a transcript of the gene fads6, whose product is annotated as fatty acid desaturase 6. Bases 1 to 1044 code for a protein of 347 amino acids. Gene Ontology annotation, cellular component: membrane. Gene Ontology annotation, molecular function: oxidoreductase activity, acting on paired donors, with oxidation of a pair of donors resulting in the reduction of molecular oxygen to two molecules of water. The transcript is spliced from 6 exons. Gene Ontology annotation, biological process: lipid metabolic process. The record is from RefSeq and is a predicted model, not a curated record. NCBI's taxonomy places the organism in Eukaryota, Metazoa, Chordata, Actinopteri, Gonorynchiformes, Chanidae.